Messenger RNA from Angiostrongylus costaricensis, 3198 nucleotides. The record is from the annotation of a GenBank genome assembly. Lineage: Eukaryota; Metazoa; Nematoda; Chromadorea; Rhabditida; Metastrongylidae.
AUGGACAGAGCGAAGAAGAAGUUUGCCUCUGCUAUCGAUGGACUUCGUUCACUUACUAGUCGAAUGGAGAUCGUAGUAGAAGAGAACAUUCAACCGGACCACUGCAGGCUUGCUAAGAUUGCUCGUCACGGGUUCCCAGAUGAGGCGCGGUGCAUAGCAUACGAUGCAGUGCAACGCCUUUUGGCCAUAGGUACAGGACACGGUGAAGUUAGGAUUAUAGGUGACGCGGGAGUAGAUUACCUAUUAAAACAUGAAGCAGAUCAUCCAGUCAACCACCUACAAUUUGUUAUCAACGAGGGUGGUUUGAUCACAACCUGCGGAAACGAUAUGAUACACUUGUGGAAUUACCGCCAAAAAACACCAGAGGUCGUCCACAGUUUACAGCUGAACAAAGAAGUCGUCACGUGUAUUCAUCUUCCCAUGGGAAGCAAAUGGUUAUAUGUUGGGACGGACAAGGGCAAUGUAUACUUUGUGUCAGUUGGUACAUUCCAACUAAGUCCUUACAUUAUAAACUGGAAUAAGGCUAUUGAUUUGAGCUGUCGAGUGCAUCCAGGCUCCGUGCGACAGAUAGCCGCUUCUCCGGUAGAACCAACAAAGCUCUUGAUUGCAUUCUCUAAAGGUGCACUUGUUCAAUGGAACCUCGUCACCAAAGAAGUUGAUCGUUUUCCUCUUGACCCUCCCAUAAAAUGUUUCAGUUGGCACUAUGAAGGAAAGCAGAUCAUUACUGGGAAUGUUGAUGGUUCCAUUUGUAUAUAUAAUAUGAAAAAAACUAGUGAACCACAACAGAAAACAACUCCACAUGGCCAAGGGUGUCGUCCUAUUCCAAUCAUCGAUUGGAAGCAUACGACGAAUGGUGAUCAACUAAUUAUUUUUUCUGGUGGCAUGCCCACUGAUGAUGGGUUACCUGUCCCAGCACUCACAUUUCUUCGUGCCUCAAAAUCUGCUACUGUCCUUGAAAUGGAUCAUCCUAUAUUAUCAUUUGUUACAUUGCCUCAGGUGCCCUUCAAUUCUUGUCCACAGCAGCCUCAAGCACUUGCUCUCCUUUUGAAAGGAGAACUCAUGAUGAUUGAUUUACAGAUGCCUGGCUAUCCUUGCAUUGAGUCACCUCACGCUAUGGAUUUGCACGAACAUCCUGUCACUUGCGUCGCUUACUAUUCCGAUUGUCCUAGUGAUCUUAUCGGCGCUUUAACUCUAGUAGGCUGCAAGCAGAGAAGGAAAGGGUUUAGUGAGAGGCCGUGGCCAGUAAGUGGUGGUAUCGGAAGGGAAUGCGCAACAGGACAUCAGGAACUCAUUCUUACCGGGCACAAGGACGGCUCAUUGAAGUUUUGGCAGGCUUCAGGAGAAAAUCUUCAAAUUCUCUAUAAACUGAAGACAGCAUCACACUUUGAACGUUUAGAGGAAUUAGAAGGGUGCGAGAAGGUGUCACAUGCUGUAAAGUUGAUUGAAUUAUGUGUUGAAUCUCGGCUUUUGCUUGUAUCCGGAGUGUCUGGACAAGUUACUCUUUUCCGAUUUUCGAAAACUGAGAGUAUGAAUACGAUUGCUGUUGUACAUAUACCACAACUCAACUCUUUGACAAGUGCAAGUGAUGAGCGAGUCGAGGCUCCUCAACCUGGAAAGGAGAUUCGCAGGCAACAUAAGGUGGUUAGCCAAGAUUCUACCCACAGUCCUGAUACGAGCGUUGACUCGGAUGAUGAAAGCAUUGUACCGUUCAAAGUUCGCGGUGCCGCUGUGAGACGGUUUGCUGGUUAUCAGCCAGAACUUGCUUGUUUGAUUCCAUGGCCGUCUAUUUCACAGGCCGAUUCGGUUGCUUCUGCUGCCCUUAAUUCUGCUUUCGGUGUCAUUGCUCUGGGUAUGACAAAUGGAUUAGCACUGGUCGAUAUUUUUCAAUGUGCUUUAAUAUAUGCAUGGAGUACCUCAGAGCUGUUUGGAUCUGAUCCUACUCCAGCUGUUCAGUUAAAUCUUGUGGAUGUUCUUUCGGAAAUGGAGAGGAGCCAUUUGGUGCGACUGAAUACGGAUAUUCGUCAGAAAACCUUCGACCGUCCUCCCUUACUCAAGGCUCAGUCUCUCAUCGGCACUCAGAACGAAAAUCGAAUUGGCACUAUACCAUCGCCGUCGAUGUCAAACCACAGCCUUGAGAAACUCAGCCUCGUUUGUCCUGAGACAGUAACUUUUGUUGCAUUCAUACACUCCUUUUCACGUAAAAAUGAUUCACGAGCAUCUCCGUGUCUGUGGAUCGGAACCAACGCCGGUGCCUCGAUUGCAUUAAAUCUUAUUCUUCCUCAGGACCGUCUUAUUUCUUCAGUCAUUGUAGCUCCUUCAGGCACGGUGGUGAAGCUGAAAGGGCAAAUACUCUUUCAGUGUUUUAUGGACCAGUCAUUUUCUCUUGCUUCGGCAGCCAGUGAAUCAUAUAGAGAGAACAACAGAGACUGUGGAAGUCCCGAAAAAACUAUUCAUAAUCGGGUGAUCACUAAACCAAGCCUCUCUCCUACUUACUCCAUUUCAGCGGAUUCAAGUGAGGAUUCCCUUGUUAUUGUCGGAGAGUUCGAAAUUAAAGUCAUCGCUCUUCCUUCAUUCAUCCAGCUGUUUAUACACAAAUGUGAAGAGAUUCCAUUGGUUAAGGCUCAUGCUACCCAUGUGCGAGGAUAUCCGGUGCUGAUGUGUUUGGCAGCUGACGGAAAGGUGUUUUUACUUAACUUUGUCUUAUUGAGGCAAACGAUUUUUAACUCUCUAUUACAUCAAAUUAUCCUUAAAUCUUCUCAGGUGGAGAAGUACACUAUAUGCUCAGAAAUCGCAGAUCAGGCUUCAGAUGCCCUUGGUGAGCUUUUUGUCGCGUGUGAUCUUCCUGACCCUCCACGCAACAGCUCAUUCUUGAAGGUGAUUUAUCCUGACGACCUUUUGAUUCAUGCGAUAUUGACUCAAUACGUUAAGAAAAUCAGUGGUGGAGUGGGCGGAGGAGCGACGCGCGCCGUAGCACGGACCAUUCCAGGUCCAUCAGUGAACAUGGAACGAACCCAAGCUAGUGGGAUAUCUGCUGGACAAGCCGCGUUUGCGGCUUUGCAGAAUAUAUCUGAACGAGGUGAGAAAUUGGGCGCAACAGUUGAUGCAGCAGAAAAUCUGCGUAAUAGUGCAAUGAACCUUUCGCAAAGAACCGGAAAAUUGGUGGAAAAAUUAGAAAAGAAAAAGUGGUAUAAUUUCUAG